AUGUCGUCGUCGGCUCCGACGGGUCCAAGACCUCAGGCACAUGACGUGCUUGUUAAGCUCACUGUGAAGCACCCCCGCCCCGAACUACACUACCCAGAGCGAAGAGUUAUCCUUGAGCAAAGCAACACCAGUGUCCUGGUUAUCGGUCGAUCCAGCAAGCGGUUCGAUCACCUGGAGGCAAAGGGCGAUAACUGCUAUUUCGACAGCCCGGUGAUGAGCCGUGAGCACGCCAAGAUCACGGUUGACUGGUAUCACAAGAAACUCAACAUCAAAGACAUCGGUUCUCUUCAUGGCACCUACCACAACUCCCAGAGGCUGCAUCCGCGAACGCUCCGCGAAUUGCAGCCACAUGACACUCUCAAGUUUGGCAUCGACAUCCAGCGAUCCAACGAACUCUUUCCCCCUUGCACCGUCGAGAUAGAGUGGGAGUGGGAUCAUUUGGUGAAGACGGCCCAAGCCACAAACCAGAUCAAAUCACGGCCAUCAUUCGCAGUCCCUGACGACUCGGACAGUAGCGAUGAUGAUUGCAUUACCGAGAGCGACAUCCGCACCACCGUCGAGAAGCUCCGUAAGGUCGACAUGCAAAAACCAGCCGCAAACACUGCCAGGCUUUUUGCCAGCUCCAUCGACCUUACCAUGGACUCUCCUAUGAACGGGCCAGAGACGAAUGGGCAGGCUGGCGCUCCAAUCGUUAUUGACGAGGACAUCCAGAAGUGUCCACGGGAGCUUGUCGGUCCCUCUCUGAUCACUACGCAAAGCGACGAGGCUCCAGCCGAGAUGGACGCCCCUCACGACGAGGAGGAGAUUCUGCCACCCAGUUCCAACAGCCACCGCCAACUCCCUCCGAUCUCCGUUUCCGACUCAGAGUCGGAUGAGUCCAACGAUGAGUCUUACGACGAUGAGUCGUCCAGCUAUCCCGAUGAACUUCCCUCAAGCCAGGACGAAAUGGCCGACUCCUGCGACGAAGACAUCAAUCUUAGUGAUUCCGACAGCGAGGGCAACAGUGAAGGCGAUGACGAUGAAGAAGAGGAAGAUAUGGAAGCCGAGGACGAGAGCGGCUCAGACGUGGAAAGCGAGAGCGAGCGUCUCGGACUCCCGAGCUAUGAGCGUGACCUUCUCAUGACCGACGACUACAACUACGAGACUGAUGCCGAUCAGCCCGACCAGCCCGAUUCGACCCUCUGGGCAGACGAGGGUGCAUCCUUCAUGUGCUCACAGCCCCUGCCUGAGGUCAACUCAUCCCAUCAACCCUGCUACAUCCCAGCCAAUUGGCAGACGGAGCAACCCGGUGUUCAGGGUAUCCUGCCUCGUCCAUUCAGGUCAAUGCCGAUGCCAUCGCUCCCUUCCAUUGUAUGGCCGGCACUGCCUGUUGUAGACCAGGGCGAGCAAGGACGUCCGAAUGACUUCCGGCUGCCCUCGAUCUUGAACCCUCCCAACUCACAAAUCGAUGCCCUUCCCGAAGUCAGCAAUGGCGCACAGCCGUUGCAUGCGGUUCCAUCAACGGAGUACUCAGCACAGAAGGAGGCAGCAGCACCGAGUUACACCCACUGGCAAAAGGCCUAUGAGGCUCCCAAGCCUGUGGCUGCUGCUGUUGACAAGGACUCCUGGGCGCUGCCCCAGCAUGAUGAAUCAUCGGCCGAAACACUGGGUCAACUUACUGGCAAGACCGAGUUCUUUGCAGCAAGGGAGCACAACAAGGCAAUCAUGCGUCGUCAGGAGCAGCCUCAAGAUUUCUCUCAGCCCAAGAACCAGGUACCGAAGACAACCGAAGCGCCCGCCGAAGUCUCGACGUCUGAACCUCAGCCCGUAAGUGCUCUCAGCGGAGCCGCCGUUCCGGAGCCGGUAGCGGAGACUCCCAAGUCCGCCAACGUCGCCGAAUCGGUGUGGUCGGCCUCCGGAGACAAGUUCCUCAACACCCCCCAAGAUUUUUCCAUGUCCGACGUGAGAAACACCAGUCCUGAGUUCGACAUGACGAGCGCCUACCAAUUCCACCAGAGCAAGAUUGCAUCCAGUCAGCCCAGUUCUACGGAUGCGGCUCAGCCUGUUAAUAGCCAGUCCAAUUAUACCCAGCAGACAGCAACCUCAAGGUCUCCCAAGCGCAAGGCUGAGGAGAUCUCUACGCUUGUCCCAGAGGAGGAGGCUGCCGAGGCCUCCGCGACAAAAGUGCAACAACGGGAAGAGACUUUCUCUAAAGAUGUCAAUGAGAUGCAGGUGACUUCCGAACAGGCCCUUCCAAAUGUCCCAGCCGCCGCGAAGCUCGUUGACGAAUCCGCGCCCCCACCUUCCAAACGUCUGCGAAGUUUCUUGACAAAGGCUGGAUAUUUCCUUGGUGGAGGUGUCGUCACUGCGGCAGGUCUCGUGACAGCGCUCUCCGCUGCUGCUCCUGCUCUCUAG
Molecule: messenger RNA, 2394 nt
Organism: Colletotrichum spaethianum
Lineage: Eukaryota; Fungi; Ascomycota; Sordariomycetes; Glomerellales; Glomerellaceae
Exons: 3
Coding region: 1-2394 (797 amino acids)
Cellular component (GO): cytoplasm
Molecular function (GO): protein binding
Source: RefSeq, a predicted model, not a curated record